Conger conger (European conger) is the source of this 2767-nucleotide messenger RNA. RefSeq names its product zinc finger protein 480-like. Gene Ontology annotation, cellular component: nucleus. The transcript has 3 exons. NCBI's taxonomy places the organism in Eukaryota, Metazoa, Chordata, Actinopteri, Anguilliformes, Congridae. The record is from RefSeq and is a predicted model, not a curated record. Gene Ontology annotation, biological process: regulation of transcription by RNA polymerase II; central nervous system development. The coding region runs from base 267 to 2408 and encodes 713 amino acids. Gene Ontology annotation, molecular function: DNA-binding transcription factor activity, RNA polymerase II-specific; RNA polymerase II cis-regulatory region sequence-specific DNA binding.
AUUUUCAAUGGUGAAGAAGCUUUCAAAUGAAGUAGUCACGAAACCUGGCUUUUAGUUGCCGUGGCCUAAUAAAGUUUAAAUAAAUAACCAAAUACAUUCCACGGAGAGGAGUUCACGCCGUUCAUUCCGUCCAGAACGACUCAACAUUAUGGGCUACUAGACUGUUUAAAACGCACUCGGGAUCAUUAAAAUGGAUUUAGCCUGUCAACCCAAGAAAGCAAAUCAAUCAGAAUGAAUACGGGUGCUGCACAUCUUUGAGCAGCAGUAUGACGCAGGCAGGUGUCCGUCUAAGAUGCUACUCUGAGACGACCCUACCAGGCCUCACUGAGCAGCACAGGAUCAGACUGAAAGAAGAGGAACUCAGUGGUCUGGAGUCUGGAGUCCACCUGGCAGAGUCGGAGACAAAGUGUACUACACCCGGACUCAACACACUGGUGCCAGAGUGUGUUACAGCACACAGCGGGGUCAAUGAUGUACACCACAUAGACACAGUACAGAUAAAAACAGAGACUGAUCUUAAAACUGAGAGCCUAGACUCAACAACGACGGCAAAUGUAACCCAUCUGCAUCCCGACCAAAUCAAAACCGAGACCGAUGAUGGAGGCUAUGCUGAGGCUGAACACAUCCAUGUCUCGCCAGACGUUAAAUGUUUUGUCAUUAAAUCUGAUGAAGUGAAGUUUGAAUCCAGUGAAAUUUUAGUGAGUGAUCUCAUGAAUACUGUGCUGGAGGGAACUGGUGUUGAUCAAAAAGGCCAGACUGAACCAUGGCAGUGUGCAGGAGAGCCGAAUCCAGUCGGCAAAAAAACGAGAAACGGUACAGGAGGUUCCCUUCUGCACACCUUUGAGCAGCAGUUUGAUGCAGGCUGGAGUCUGAGACGAGACACUGAGACGACCCUACCAGAGCUCUUUGAGCAGCAUGGGAUCAGACUGAAAGAAGAGGGACUCAGUGGACUGGAGGCUGUCCACAUGGCAGAGUCAGAGACAAAGUGUACUACAUCAGGACUCAACACACUGGAGCCAGAGUGUGCUACAGCACACAGCGGGGUCAAUGAUGUACACCACUUAGACACAGUUCUGAUAAAAACAGAAACUGAUCUGGGCCCCACCAACACUGGGGAUCUUAUUAAGAUAGAGAAUCUAGACUUUGUAGAGCGGGCAUAUGUAAGCCAACUUCACCCUGACAAGAUCAAAACUGAGACUGAUGAUGGAGUCUACGUUAAGGCCGAACCCACCAGUGUCUUGCAAGAUAUUAAAUGUGUUGAUCUCAAAUCUGAAGUGAAGCUUGAACCCAGUGAAACAUUGGUUAGUGAUCUCAUUAAUACUAUGCGUAAUGGAGCACAGGAAGAACCAUUUACAGGAGAGCCAAAUCCAAUUGGCAAAACACCAGGGAAAAAGCGGUACCGUUCCAUCCAGUCUGUGAGUUGCCUUAAUACACCAUCAAAUGUAAGCCAAGUUGAAGGACUCUAUACAGGUGAAAGACUCAACCACUGCUCUCCGUGUGGGAAGCAUUUUGUUAAAGCAUCUACUUCACAGAAACGCCUCAGAUUUCAUGCAGAAGAAAAGCCCUACAUUUGUACUCAGUGUGGGAAGUCAUUUCUUCGGAAAGCUUAUUUAAGGACCCACCAGAAAAUUCAUACUGGUGAAAGGCCCCACAAAUGUAUUGAGUGUGGGAAGUGUUUUCUUCGGAAAUCUCACUUAAGAACCCAUCAGAAAAUUCAUCUAGAUGAGAAGACCCACCAAUGCUCUCAGUGUGAGAAGUGUUUUGCUGACGAAUCUAAAUUAAGUAUCCACAAGCGAAUUCAUACAGAUGAAAAGCCCUACAAAUGUGAUCACUGUGGGAAGUGUUUUACUCAUAGAUAUUAUUUAAAUGCCCAUGAGCGAAUUCAUACAGGUGAAAAGCCUUACAAGUGUGCUCGCUGUGGGAAGUCUUUUCUUCGGAAAUCUUAUUUAAGGACCCACCAGAAAAUUCAUACAGGUGAAAGGCCCCACAAAUGUAUUCAGUGUGGGAAGUGUUUUCUUAGGAAAUCUCAUUUAGAAAGUCAUCAGAAAAUUCAUCUAGUUGAAAAGCCCCACCAAUGUUCUCAGUGUGCAAAGUUUUUUGUUGACGAAUCUAAAUUAAGUAUCCACAAGAUAAUUCAUACAGCUGAAAAGCCCUACAAAUGUGAUCAGUGUGGGAAGUGUUUUGCUCGUAGAUGUUAUUUAAAUGUCCACGAGCAAAUUCAUACAGGUAAAAAGCCCUACAUGUGUACGUGGUGUGGGAAGUAUUUUCUUCAGAAAGCUCAUUUAAGUACUCACCAGAAAAUUCAUACAGGUGAAAAACCCUACAAAUGUACACGGUGUGAGAAGUGUUUUCUUCGGAAAUCUCAUUUGAGCAGCCAUCAGAGAAUUCAUAGAGGUAAAAAGCCCUAAAAAUCUGAUCAGUGUUGGAAGUGUUUUGUUCAUAAAUCAAGUACCCACCAGUCAAUUCAUGAAAAACCCCUCAUAUAGUUCUAUUUUAAAGACAAAGAAUUUGGCAAUGAUUAAAACAAAAUGGGAACAUGGUAUCUAAAAGAAAGGCCAAAUCUCUUUUUACGUGUUUAUAAUAUACUCUGGAAAGUUGUGCUGGCUCACUGCCGGGAUUGCAUUUCUAUCAUGUACAACCAAGUGCUUUGGACUGUCAUGCCUGAUUCUUUAAUACGUGCAAUUUCCUUUUGUUUUAACAACGGAGAUAUUUGCAGUGAUGCAAUUGACAGGAAUGUGUUCCUUUACAAUUAAUUUUGAACAUGGAA